Messenger RNA from Impatiens glandulifera, 2132 nucleotides. Its product is annotated as lysine--tRNA ligase, cytoplasmic. Gene Ontology annotation, cellular component: cytosol; cytoplasm. Gene Ontology annotation, biological process: lysyl-tRNA aminoacylation. The record is from RefSeq and is a predicted model, not a curated record. Bases 70 to 1911 code for a protein of 613 amino acids. Gene Ontology annotation, molecular function: tRNA binding; lysine-tRNA ligase activity; ATP binding. The transcript is spliced from 17 exons. NCBI's taxonomy places the organism in Eukaryota, Viridiplantae, Streptophyta, Magnoliopsida, Ericales, Balsaminaceae.
CAUUCUCUUUCUUCUCCAAGAACAAGCAGCAGCGGAAGCAGUAAUUUUACAUCUCUCAUUUCGGCAACGAUGGAAAGUAACGCUCCUCUUCCUCCGCCUACGUUGGAGACUGCUUCACCCGUAAGCGAAGCCCCUAGCAAAAAUGCUCUGAAGAAAGAGUUGAAGAAUAAGCAGAGAGAAGAGGAGAAGAAACGCAAGGAAGAUGAAAAGCUAAAGAAAAAGGAACAGCAACAGCCAGAUGCUGCAUCCAAGUCUCAGAAAGCCCAAGCAGCUGAUGAUGAAGACAUGGACCCAACUCAAUACUUCGAGAAUAGGAUCAAAUUCCUUGCAGCUCAGAAGAGUGCUGAGAAGAACCCAUAUCCUCACAAAUUCCAGGUUUCAUUGACCAUCCUGGAGUACAUAGAGAAAUAUGGAGGCUUAAACAAUGGGGAACAUCUUAAAGACGUUGAAGUGUCUUUAGCUGGGAGAAUUAUGAACAAGCGAUCAUCUUCAGCAAAGUUGUUCUUUUAUGACCUACACAGUGCAGGGGGUAAAGUACAAGUAAUGGCUGAUGCAAGAACAUCAGACUUGGAUGAAGCUGAAUUCUCAAAACUUCAUUCGGCUAUAAAGCGUGGAGAUAUUGUUGGUGUUGUUGGGCACCCAGGAAAGAGUAAUAGGGGCGAGUUGAGUGUAUUUCCAAGAUCAGUCAUUGUACUCUCUCACUGCCUCCAUAUGAUGCCGAGGCAGAAAGCUGGUCCUGGUUCAGAGAAUACCAAUGUGAGGAAAACUGAGAUAUGGACCCCAGGAAGUACUAGAAACCCAGAUGCUUAUAUUUUGAAGGAUCAGGAGACGCGUUAUAGGCAACGUUAUUUGGAUCUUAUGUUGAAUCUGGAAGUCAGACAAAUAUUCAAGACCAGAUCAAAAGUCAUUCAAUAUGUUAGAAGCUUUCUUGAUAAGCUUGAUUUUUUGGAGGUUGAGACACCUAUGAUGAACAUGAUUGCUGGAGGAGCAGCUGCACGUCCAUUUGUGACCCACCACAAUGAUCUGAAUAUGAGGCUUUUCAUGCGUAUCGCGCCUGAACUUUACCUUAAGCAGCUAGUUGUUGGAGGACUAGAUCGUGUAUACGAGAUAGGAAAACAGUUCAGAAAUGAAGGCAUUGACUUGACCCAUAACCCAGAGUUUACCACAUGUGAGUUUUAUAUGGCUUAUGCUGAUUAUAAUGACUUGAUGGAGCUAACCGAGCAAAUGCUUAGUGGAAUGGUGAAGGAGCUUACUGGUGGUUACAAACUAAAGUAUCACUCAAAUGGGCUAGAAAAUGAGCCAAUUGAGAUUGAUUUUACACCUCCUUUUAGGAGGAUUGAUAUGAUAGAAGAUUUAGAGAAGAUGGCAAAUCUUAAUAUACCCAAGGACCUUGGCAGUGAUGAAGCUAGCAAGUAUUUGGCCGAAGCAUGCAUGAAAUAUGAGAUCAAAUGUCCACCUCCCUUGACAGUUGCACGCAUGUUGGAUAAAUUGGUUGGGCACUUUCUAGAGGAAACCUGUGUCAACCCAACAUUCAUAAUUAACCAUCCAGAGAUAAUGAGCCCAUUGGCGAAAUGGCAUAGGUCGAGACCUGGACUUACCGAACGCUUUGAACUGUUUGUCAAUAAACACGAACUUUGCAAUGCAUAUACUGAACUAAACGAUCCAGUUGUUCAACGCCAACGGUUUGCAGACCAACUGAAGGACCGACAAUCAGGCGAUGAUGAAGCGAUGGCUUUGGAUGAAACAUUUUGUACUGCUUUAGAGUAUGGCUUGCCUCCAACUGGCGGGUGGGGAUUGGGUAUUGACAGACUAGCUAUGAUGUUGACAGAUUCUCAGAAUAUCAAGGAAGUUCUACUAUUUCCAGCAAUGAAACCACAAGAUGAGCCAUCCACCAAAGCUACAACAAACUAAUUGCUAUAAUGGAGGUAGUAGACUUAUGCUACUCAAUUUUAAUUAAGAAAAUCUUUUCAUACAAAUUUGGAUUUUAUGUUUUUGUUGAUUGGUCAAAUGGCACACUAUGUAUUAGUUACUUGUACUCUUUACUAUUUAUUGGCUUUUGGAACCAUUGUUUGCUACUAAGUUGAGUGGAUCCCCUCCAGUUCUGUUGAUUUAUGAACAAGUAAUGAUUUUUG